Aspergillus nidulans FGSC A4 is the source of this 1539-nucleotide messenger RNA. Its product is annotated as FG-nucleoporin nup42. NCBI's taxonomy places the organism in Eukaryota, Fungi, Ascomycota, Eurotiomycetes, Eurotiales, Aspergillaceae. Bases 1 to 1539 code for a protein of 512 amino acids. The record is from RefSeq and is a predicted model, not a curated record. The transcript has 4 exons. Gene Ontology annotation, molecular function: metal ion binding.
AUGGUUGUCUGCACAUAUUUCCAACAAGGCCGAUGCAAAUUCGGAGACCGUUGCAAGAAUGAGCACCCUCGCUCACAACAGACAUUCACUGGGGGCAACCGGUUUGGCGCGCUAUCAGCAGGCGGCGGCUUCAACAGUCGUGGCUUUUCAGGGCAAAAUCAGCAAUCAAAACAAGAGCCAGCAAACUACGGCAUAACCACGGCCGAUAUCAAGGCCGAUUUGACUGCUGGCGAGGGAAGACCAAUUUGGGUCUUCUCGUGUUAUGGACCUGGAAAAAAUGCUCCAAGACAACUGUUUGGAGGCCCGCAAAGAGAACAGAGCUUUGAAGAGCUCCGAUUGCGGCACUACGAAGCUGCAGCAGCAGGGAACCCAGGCCCAGCAAUACAAGAGGCUGAAAAUAUGUAUAAUGAGGCCGUGAACCAGAUGGAAGUUGUCUUGAGGAACCUGAACGCAGCCUUGAAAUAUGUGGUCGACGGAGCCAACGAACAUCCGAAUAGGAUCGAUAUCAUCAAGGGCGACACAGGCUCCGGCGUGGGGCAGACAUCAGCAUUUGGACAAUCUUCAACACCUGCAUUUCAGGGCUCCGGUUUCACUCAACAAGCACCCAGUCGGCCCGCGUUCGGCCAGCCAUCCUUUGGUCAGCCGUCUCUAGGACAGCCUUCUGGUUUCGGCCAACCGUCUUUCGGACAGCCUUCUGGCUUCGGGCAACCAAGCGCUCUAGGUGCAUCGUCUGGGUUUGGUAAGCCGGCAUUUGGUCAGCCCAGCCAACCCAGCUUUGGCAAGCCGAGCCUGGGCCAAUCCGGUUUCGGUCAGCCAUCGACGUUGGGAGGCUCUGGAUUUGGCCAAGCCUCUGAUACUGCAUCACCGUUCUCCCAGAUCUCGGCUACACCUGCCAGCGGCUUCGGCAAUGCCUCCCCAUUUGCACAAGCAGGUUCUGGCUUCGCCAAUUCAUCAACUGCCCCAGCGACGACAGGUGGCUUUGGCGUGCCUUCACAGCCAAAUAAUCCCUUCAGUCAGCCCUCGGCACCAUUUGGCCAACCUGUCCAACCGACAAAUCCCUCCCCGUUCGGUACAACAACCCAGCAGCCAGCGGCGGCACCAUCAUCAGCCUUCGGACAGCCCGCUGGUGGUUCAAUCCAAAUCUCUCAGCCUGCGUCCUCCGGGCCGGUAGGCGCUGGUCCACCUCCGUUUAUAAGAAUUGAGAACCCCAACGAACUCGCCCCUAUUCCGCCUUUGAGCGGUCCAACAACACACAACCCUAUGACGAAGAAGCUACAAACAUGGAAGGGGCAGCCUGUGCAGUAUAUCGACGAUGUGCCUUGCUACUUGCAUCCGCAAGACCGCAAGACGUAUGUUCGGAUUUUCUUCCCUGAUGGUCCCCCGGACGCUGCCAGUCUACGAGAUGCACAGGCCGAACCGGAUCAGUAUACCCCAGAGGUUACGGAGCAGUAUGAAUUCUUCAUCAAGAACGGGUAUUUCAAGGAUGGGCUUAUCCCAAGAGUACCUCCUAAGACGGAAUGGGUUAGUUUUGACUUCUAG